UAUCAAAGUUUGAAAUAAGAGAGAAUUCUGAUUAAAAUAAGGAUUCAUUUUGAAAUAAUUAUAUAUUUCAUAUCAAACUUCCAGACAAUAGAAUAGAACAGAACAGAAAAAAAUUGUUACAUGAUGUGUACGUUUCCAUUGAGGCAGUUCCCACCAGUAUACUAUCAAUAAUAACCGCUCACAUCUGUUUAUAAAAACAUCAUGCCAAUAAACCGCAUGAAAAAAGAGUUUAUUAACGAAAACAGACCUCCCUCAUCACAACAUCAACAGCACUGCUUAACCUUGGUAAAUGUAAAAUCGAGUGUAACAGUUAUUUCAAAACGCCAAACAUUCUACGCAAUGAACAAAUGUUUGAGUAAAGCAAACUCAGUGGAUUUUAUUUUCGGAUAUCAGCUCCAGCAAUUGUGUCAACAUGGAAUUGAUUGAGAAUCAUCAUAUAAAUAUCAGUACAGUUUUAUCUAACUAUCAGUUUUAAUCGAGAGUUGCUCAGUAACUAAAACCUGUAAAAAUGAAAUCAUAUUUGAUUAUUGGAUUUGGCUUAUGCUUGCUUGCUGUAAGUGUGAAACAAAUUGUUAUCACUUCAACAUUUUCAGUACAACUUUAUUAUGUUCUCAGGUUGCACAUGCAGCUCCGCAACUUGACAUUGUACAGAAUUUACUAGGAACUGUCACCUCAACCGUAGGAAACGUGUUGGGAGCUGUAACAUCGCAGAUAUCAGCCAUCAACGCGCAACUGAAUGGUAUAAUCGGUCAAAUCACAUCUACUUUAUCAAAUUUGACUUCGGCUGCUGGUGGUACCGUCAACUCGUUAUUGUCAUCGGUACUAUCCGGAGCCCAAGGUGCCCUUCAGAAUGCCCAAUCAGUUUUGAACAAAGUGGCUAUCAGCGGUUUGAACACUGCUUCCUCAGCAGCUACCAACACUCUGAACAGUGGAACUUCCCAACUAUUGGGAGCCGUAUCUAAUCUGAGCAACAUUACGAAUCAAGUACUUGCAGCUGGGGCCAAUGCUCCACAGGAUCUGUUGAACCAGUUGAGUGCGGCAACGACUGUUGUAAAUAAUCUGGCUUCCUCGGUGACCGGAAUCGUUGGUUCAUUACUUAAUUCUGUUGUUGGUCUAGUUGGUGGUCUACUGGGUGGUCUGCUUGGAUAAAUUGUAAGUCAACAGUGUACGAAAACCUCAAAUAAAAUUCUCCGGAACAUCUUAAAAAAUUACAUUGUUUGUAUUAUUAGAAACCCUUUUUCAUUCCCAGUUUAUCCGAUAGAACGCAGGAAAAAGCAAUUAAAUUAAUUUUAAACAGAAAAAUACAGUGAAUCAUGUUAAUCAUGAGAAUUUAAAACAGGAGAGAAUUCUGAUUAAGAUAUGGAUUCAUUUUGGAAGAAUCAGAACUAAUUGGCUGAAGUGGCACGUUCCCUUAGUUAUUUGGCAUGAUGAGCACAUUUUAACGAGGAAGUUUUCACUACUAAAUUAUAGGCCGCUCUCAUCUCCAUCGUUCAGAGGGAAGGAUAAAGAGAAAGGAAGUAAGUUCGCGGAAUAGG
Molecule: messenger RNA, 1535 nt
Organism: Malaya genurostris
Lineage: Eukaryota; Metazoa; Arthropoda; Insecta; Diptera; Culicidae
Exons: 1
Coding region: 541-1149 (202 amino acids)
Source: RefSeq, a predicted model, not a curated record